Molecule: messenger RNA, 777 nt
Organism: Hyaloperonospora brassicae
Lineage: Eukaryota; Oomycota; Peronosporomycetes; Peronosporales; Peronosporaceae
Source: the annotation of a GenBank genome assembly
AUGCUCCUCAACACGGCGCUGUUCUAUAUGAUGCUCACGGAGGCCGCCAUCUGCCUCGUGCUGAGCCUCCCGGUCGGCCAGUGGCUGUCGCACGCCGCCGUGUCGUUCCUCAUGCGCGCCAUCGGGCGCAGAGACUCACUGGCCAACACCGUCGCGACGGUCGUCCUCGCGCUCGUCUCUCUGCUGUUCCUCUCCGACGUGUCGACCGUCUACAAACACCACUCGUCGGACGAAGUGCUGGGCGACGGCCUGCGCGUCCGCCUGCUCACGGCGCAGCGCGACGUGUACAUCACGGGCUUCUGCCUCUUUCUCUUUCUGCUGCUGCGGCUCGUGUACAUUGCGCUGGCGACGAACCUCCGCCUGGAAAAGAGUCUCGAGGCCAUGACGAAGCAGGCGGAGGGAGCGGCCAGUGGUUACACGUCGCUCCUCGAGGAUAACGAGCGCCUGACGAAGCAGACGCACAAGUUGCAUGCGCUGUUGGACGACGGCAGUGGCAGUGACGACGCUAAGGGAUCCAAAGUGGACGUUCUGGCGCGCCUGGUGCAGGAGAAUGCCGACCUCGAGGAGCAGGCGGAAGGACAGGGUGCGGCCUUCAUGACGCUGCUGGAGGAGAAGCAGAUGCUGGACAAGCAGCUCGAGACGGCCGCGUCUCAGCGCAGCCAACUCGAGCGCCAGCGCGAAGAGAUCGCGACGCUGACGGCCGAGCGGGACGCGUUGAAGAGCCAGAUCCACGACUACGACUUUAUGUUUCCCGAGGCCAAGAAGAAGGCCGAGUGA